AGCCAACCGCCUUCCCUGCAACACUAUUUCACUUUCCCUACAUACAGCCUAACCUCUGAUUCACUUUAAACAUUAGAUUUACCCAACCUGGAUACUUUUGGCCAGCAUGGGUUUUCCUAAUAGUUAAAACAGCCUUGCUCUCAUAUGGGAAGGUUAAUUAAAUGAUAUACUGGAUCUGGCAGAUUUCCGACAGUCCCUGAAUGCCUCAAGCUGCAAAACUGCGAGAGGAGCGGUGAUUGAAGGGGAUAGCGGAGCGGCGGUGGUGACGACGGCCAUCUUAGAGCUACCGUGGUAACCGACACUCAUCUUCUGGAUUUAAUUUUUCUUGUGAGAGAAACGCUCGGCCUGACUGACGAGGGAAGAAGAAGAAGGCUGUCUUUGACUUCGCCGCGGUUGAACUCGAAGUCGGGAUGCGGUUCCGAGGGAACAAGCAGUUUGCAUCCGCAGUCGGACUGGUCCUCGGACUAUUAUGUGCGGUGGAGGCAGCUAAAGUUAAUAAGCACAAACCAUGGAUCGAGACAACGUACCACGGGAUCGUAACAGAAAAUGAUGACAAAGUUCUUCUGGACCCCCCUCUGAUCGCGCUGGACAAGGAUGCUCCUCUGCGCUAUGCAGAGAGUUUUGAGGUGACCCUCACUGAAGAAGGUGAGAUUUGCGGCUUCAGGAUCCAUGGGCAGAAUGUCCCCUUUGAGGCAGUGGUCCUGGACAAGUCCACUGGAGAGGGGGUUAUCAGGGCAAAGGACAAGCUGGACUGUGAGCUGCAGAAGGAGCACACCUUCACCAUCCAAGCCUAUGACUGUGGAGAGGGUCCUGAUGGCGCCAACAUGAAGAAGUCCCACAAGGCCACUGUCCACAUCCAAGUGAACGACAUCAAUGAGUAUUCUCCAGUGUUCAAGGAGAAAUCCUACAAAGCCACCGUUAUCGAGGGAAAGAAAUACGACAGCAUCCUGAAGGUGGAGGCAGUUGAUGCCGACUGCUCGUUCCAGUUUAGCCAGAUCUGCAACUACGAGAUUGUGACCCCUGAUGUGCCCUUCACCAUCGACAAGGAUGGCUUCAUCAAGAACACAGAAAAACUGAGCUACGGCAAAGAGCGCAUGUAUAAACUGACUGUGACCGCCUACGACUGCGGGAAGAACCGAGCCUCUGAGGACGUGCUGGUCAAGAUCAGCGUCAAGCCCACCUGCAAACCCAGCUGGCAAGGCUUCAGUAAGAGGAUUGAAUAUGAGCCUGGCACUGGUAGUUUGGCCCUUUUCCCCAGCAUGCAUUUGGAGACUUGUGAUGAGCCAAUCACCUCUAUCCGAGCCAGUAUUGAACUGGAAACCAACCAUAUUGGAAAGGGCUGUGACCGUGACACCUACUCAGAGAAGUCGCUGCAUAAGUUGUGUGGAGCCAGUUCUGGCACUGUGGAGCUCCUUCCUGCUCCCAGCAGCUCUACCAACUGGACCGUAGGGCUGCCCACUGACAACGGGCACGACAGCGAUCAGGUGUUUGAGUUUAACGGCACCCAGGCCAUCAAGGUUCCUAAUGGUAUGGUGAGCACCAGCCUGAAGGACCCCUUCACCAUUUCUGUGUGGAUGAGACAUGGCCCUGGGGCCCAUGAGAAAGAGACCAUCCUCUGCAACUCUGACAAGACAGAGAUGAACAGACACCACUACUCGCUCUACGUCCACAACUGCAGGCUGAUCUUUCUCCUACGCCAGGACCCAUCUGAGGCAGAGAACUACAAACCCGCAGAGUUUCACUGGAAGCUUGACCAGGUGUGUGACAAAGAGUGGCAUCACUACGUGCUAAAUGUGGAAUUCCCCACUGUUUCUCUAUUUGUGGAUGGGACCACCUUUGAGCCCUUCCUGGUUACGGAGGACUACCCGAUGCACGCCUCCAAGAUCGAAACUCAGCUCACCAUUGGUGCCUGCUGGCAAGAAAACUCAGGACAUGACAAUGACACUGAGACAGUCUCUGAGCACAGUUCAGGUGGAAAUGCUCGAAUGGCUCAGUUUUUCCGGGGUAACCUAGCAGGGCUGAUUAUCCGCUCUGGCAAGCUGGAGAACAAGAAGGUGAUCGACUGUUUGUACACCUGCAAAGAAGGACUGGGUGUGCAGCUGCCUGAGGAAGUAGCUUCAGCUGUCAAGGUGGAAUUCAACCCCAACCAGUCCUCUCUGACCGUGGAAGGCGACGACAUUGAUGCCUUUGACAAGGUCAUGCAGCACAUCUCCUACUUAAACUCCCGCCAGUUCCCAACCCCUGGCAUCAGACACCUGAGUAUCUCCACCACCGUCAAAUGCUUCCAUGAGGAGUCCUGUGUAACAGUGCCAGAUGCUGAAGGUUAUGUGAUGGUGCUGCAGCCAGAAAACCCAAUCAGCCUGAGCGGCAUUGACCACUUCGCCCGCAGUGCAGCUGAAUUUGAGAGCCAGGAAGGAGUGACUCUGUUCCCCGAGCUACGCAUUGUGAGCACCAUCACCCGAGAAGUGAGGGCCGAAACAGAGUCUGAAGCUGCAGAGGGAGCUGACGAUGACCCUACAGUCCAAGAGACGGUGGUGUCAGAGGAAAUCAUGCACAACCUGGACACGUGUGAAGUGACUGUGGUGGGUGACGAGCUGAACGGGGAGCACGAGAGCCUUGAAGUGGACAUGUCCCAGCUGCAGCAGCGCGGCUUGGAGAUGAGCUCCUCCAACAUGGGCCUCGUCAUCACAGGUGUGAACACCAUGGCCAACUAGGAGCAGGUCCUGCAACUUAUUCGGUUAUAAGAACUGGCACACGAGGCUCUCUUUGACAGGAAGUUUAAACUGGGUCUGCUCUGAACUCAUGGUCGCUACAUCAGCAAUGACUUUAAUGUCGAGUAUGGCUGAGCGUUUGUUAAUGUAAUCCACACAGCCAGUCCCGUGGAGCAUGCCAAACAUGCCAUGGUGCAGCCCAACUUCAUUAACCCCGUCCAUCAUGCCUCUGUGGAUCUGUCUGGUCACAACUUGGUCAACGCUCAUCAGGCCUCAGUGGUUCCCAGUGCUGCCACCAUCGUCAUUGUGGUGUGCGUCAGCUUCCUGGUGUUCAUGAUCAUCCUGGGCGUGUUCCGCAUCCGAGCUGCACAUCAGCGCACCAUGAGGGACCAGGAAAAUGGCAAGGAGAAUGAGAUGGACUGGGACGAUUCAGCUCUCACCAUCACUGUAAACCCCAUGGAGACAUACGAGGACCAGCACAGCAGCGAGGAGGAGGAGGAAGAGGAGGAGGAGAGCGAGGACGGAGAGGAAGAAGAUGACAUCACGACGCUGGAGUCAGAGAGCAGCGAAGACGAGGAGGGCGGGGAGCCCGAGGACCAGCAGGGGGCCAGCAGACAGCAGCAGCUGGAGUGGGACGACUCCACCCUCACCUACUAAAACACACAAUACUACUCAAUCACAACCUCUGACACACACAUCAGAAACUCACUCAUACACUCAGCUUAUCACACACAAACACACACGCACACACCCCUCCCUGCAGUUUCUUGUCUAGGAGCCAUGAUGUAAAAACUUAAAAGAAAAAAAAAAGGAAAUCAAAAAAUAGAGAAAAGGAGAAACAUAAAGUCCCUUCAGCGUAUAUAUGGUCAAGGUUUUCCUGUUGUUAUCUUAGUGGUGGUACUCUGUGUAGUGUAGUUAUCACCGGGAUUGCUGAUUUUUGGUUUUGUUUUUUUUUUUAUUAUUUAUUAUUUUCGUUCCCAGGAAAACCUGGCUUACAUUUGAACUGUGUGAGGAAGCCAAACCCUGCACUCUUUGUUUUCUCUCACACUCUUUCAAGAGGAGAAUAAUCGAUUUCCUGAUGUAUAUUCUUUGCUAAUGCUUUCAGAUUGUUCACUAACGACUAGCUCCCACUUGGGUUUUCUUGACUUGUAGUUCAGUGAAUCAAAAAUGAUGCUUUUAACAAAUAGACUGCAUUUUCUUUUUUCUUUUCUUUUUUUUUUUCGCCUUUUCUUUUAGUGCAUGAAGACAUUUGGGGAAGUCAUGUGUAGAGAAAUAAAUUGCUUUUUAAAGAUUUUUGUAAAUAUGAAACCAUGUAAUUAGUCAAUGUGUUAGUGAAGACCUAUCAAUGGGGUCCAAUAUCUAAAAAUGAUGUAAUGUAGAGUAUUUGUGUCACGCAGGCUGUCGCAGCAUGCCGCCAAAUUUCUGCAAAAGCUGUUCCAUCAUGCUUGUACAAACUGUCUGCUUCACGAUGAGAAACCCAGGACUGUUUAAGCAGAGGUUUCCAUGACAAAGUGGUGUCCAUUUUGUCGCUUCUUUUUAAAAAUUUCUUUUGCUUUCUCGUAGGCGGAGGGGCUAGUUGAUGGUUUUGGCUUCAUACCCGCUUUCGCUUUGCUUGCACACGUGGCAACACUCGGCUCCCGGCUUUAGUGUUAUUUCAUCCCCGGCGGAUCUCGAUGUAUAGAGGGAAUUUUGUUUGAGAAACAAGAAGUGUCACGUGGAAUCGCAAAGAUCGGGUCAGCGGUGACAUUCAGCUUGAACAUAAGGGUACUAAAAUUUCUGCCGGUGUAUUUUGGACAAGCAGAAAGAUUUCCUCAGCAGCUUUAAAACCUUUGGUUCCUACCCCCUGGUCCCGUUGUGCUGACAAAAGCUUCAAGGAGAAAAAAACCCUUUCAAGCUACUGAAAGAAAAUGUUUGAGCUUUAGUGGAUCCUGGUCGGAUCGUUGAAUUGCUGGCAAUGUUUUCAGAACGAGACGUGAACGUUUUCAAGAUUGCUUUGUUGCAAGUUUCUUCUUUUUCGUGGCGCUGCUAUUUAACCUGAAAUAAGACAUAGCCUCUGUGAGGUUCAUUUUUAAACUGUUUGCCUAUCGCUGUGUAGUAGAAGUGCGAGGCUUACAGCAGGAAAACACUUUAAAAAUGAAUCUUCUUGUUUAAUCUUAAAAUGAUUUUUUUUUUUUUUUUUUUUUUUUUUGCAGCAGACCACUAGAUUUUAUUGUACAUGAAACUGUACUGUAGAGUUGUUCAAAGAUAUUUGUUUACAUUUGGUAAACUUAUUUUCCUUCUGGUGUUAGUAUAAAGCUUACACGGUCGAUUGGGAAAAUGUGUCCAACCUCGAUCUCCUCUCAGACACUGUUGUCCGUAACUGUUGUAUAUAAUCUUUGACCAGACCAGAUAAAAAACGUACCUUCACACUGAACGAAUUAGUCGUGCUUUUGGGUACCAAGUAAAAUGUAAACCUUUCCCAAACCUGCAGUUAUUAAGACCAGAUUUGGGGGCAUUAUCGGGAUUAGAAAAGGUUCGCAGUUCUCGUGUUUUGUGCGCAAAUCUAUUUUCAGAGGCCAAAAUUGAUUUAAAAACACAUUCAAGGCUUUUAUUUUGUAGAAAGAUUCCAGGCUAUUUUUGAGAGUUUGACUUCUAAUUUUUUUUUUUUUUUUUUUAAGUUCAGUGAAUACAUUUUAAUUUUAUAGGUGUGUAUUUGAAACGUAGUGAACAGUCUCCCUUCCAUGAUGACUUUGGCUUGUUUUAAAAAAACAAAUUUAAGGAAAAAAAAAAAAAAAAAAAAAAAAAAAGGGCGCCAGGUCUGAGCCGGCUGAGAUGGGAGUGCCUUUUGCCGAUCAUAGCGCAAUUAGCUGGUCUAACAAACACACUUAUUCAUGCUCUUUUUAUUUUGGCAGUUUUUUUUUUUUUUUUUAAAUUUUUUUAACACUAGAUUUUUUUUUUUUUUUUUUUGUAGCUGGGAAUAUGUUUUCUCUCAGUUUGUCGUAAUAAUAGUCCAACUAGUUUUCUUAAAGGUGAAAACAUUUUACAUAGAUGUCACGUGUCCUUGUUGAUGUGUAGAGGAAGUAGAUCCAUAUUGUAUCUUCUAUAGAUAUUGUACUAAAAUCAUAUUGACGGAAUCCACCUUUAAAAGUUGUACAGUACAUUAUGAUCUUGCUUUGGCAGCAUACGUGAGUAUACUGGCCUAUUUGUGUAUAGUGGAAGGUGAUUUUUGAACAGCGUCCUGUUGCUUGAGCUGUUGAGAAAUGAUUUUUUUUAUUUUUUUUUGAGGGCAGCAUGAAAUUCACACGAGUAUAUGCCUGUCGGUGCCCAAAUUCUCACGGUUUCAUUAUGUCAAACACUUCAUGUCCACAUUUCAGCUACAGUUGAAAAGUCCAGUACCACGGGUCACUGAUAAGCGCACACUGAAGUCUCCAAAGUGACUCCACCAUCUGUUUUCUGGGUAUAUGCUUUCUGGUGGGCCCCUGAGCUGUGUGUAAGUCUGGUUUAAAACAAACGAAAAAAAAAAAAGAAUGUCACUGCCUAACAAUCUGAAAUGCAGCCAUACUGUAACAAUACUAAGACUAAGUAAAGGGAGGGAGGGUGGGUGGGGAAAUUGACUUUGCAUGAACCACAAGUGUGUCUACGUUCCACAUGGGCUUAUGAGACUGGAGUGAGAAAGGAGGUGAUACACUACUGAUUCUCAGAUUGUCUGUUUCACACAUCCAUGAUACUCCAGAUAUAUAUAUAAAUAUAUUUUUUUUUUUGUUUCUUUCUUUUAAAAUCUGCUCAAAAUGGAUGGUGGCAGUGUUUUCAGCGGGUGGAUGCUUCCUUUGUGCUUGUUGGAGCUGCUCUCUUUUCUACCAAUUGAAAGGCAGAUGUAGUGAAGUUGAUGCUUGCUCAUAAACAAAAUAAAGGAUGAUGAAAUGGGGUAUAA
This is a messenger RNA of Archocentrus centrarchus (flier cichlid), 6621 nucleotides long. RefSeq names its product calsyntenin 1 (gene clstn1). Gene Ontology annotation, biological process: positive regulation of synaptic transmission; positive regulation of synapse assembly; homophilic cell-cell adhesion. Lineage: Eukaryota; Metazoa; Chordata; Actinopteri; Cichliformes; Cichlidae. The record is from RefSeq and is a predicted model, not a curated record. Gene Ontology annotation, cellular component: cell surface; postsynaptic membrane. Gene Ontology annotation, molecular function: calcium ion binding.